Messenger RNA from Morone saxatilis (striped sea-bass), 1657 nucleotides. RefSeq names its product protein eva-1 homolog C. Bases 63 to 1325 code for a protein of 420 amino acids. The record is from RefSeq and is a predicted model, not a curated record. NCBI's taxonomy places the organism in Eukaryota, Metazoa, Chordata, Actinopteri, Moronidae. The transcript is spliced from 8 exons. Gene Ontology annotation, molecular function: carbohydrate binding.
CCCAACCAGUCAAUAGUGCAACGACUCAUUACAACAAAACCCCGGGGUCUGUCAUUCAGGAUAUGCACAAUGACAGUGCCAUGGAGUUCUACGGCCUCUUCUUACCUCUUCUUCUGGCUCUGAAGAUACGCACUGCACACUCAGCUCCUGAUUUCUCUCUAUAUCUUCACACCAUCCUGAAAAACCACACAGCUCACGCUUGUGAAGGACACACGCUCAUCAUCGAGUGUCCCUCCAGGACGUCUGUGGCCGUCCUAUCAGCUUUCUAUGGACGACGUGUUCCUAAUCAACAUCUGUGCCCCUCUGCAAACACAAACACAACCGUGGAGGAGGAUACAGAGUGCACUUCCCCAGUUGCUAUCGAGAAAGUGCUGUCAGAGUGUCAGGAUCACCGGUCCUGUCACAUCCCGGUCUUCAGUCCAGUGUUUGGACAGGACCCCUGUCCUCUCACCACCAAGUACCUUCUAGUCUCCUACAAGUGUAGACCAGAGCACCACCGCACAAGGCUGGUGUGUGAAAAUGAGCGUCUGAAGCUGGUGUGUAAAAAUGAGACUGUCCUCGCAAUCUACUCCGCAACGUUUGGACACCUGCUGCACGGCAGUCCUUACUGUCCUCAGGAACCUGGAUCACAUACUGACAUGGAGUGUUUGUCACCCUCGGCUCUGAGGAAGGUGUCACGCAGAUGCCACGGCAGAGCUAACUGCUCAGUACUGGCCGAUACUCAAACCUUUGGGGACCCCUGCUUCCCCGGCACCAGGAAACACCUGCGGGUGUCCUUCACUUGUGUGCCCAAGUAUCUUCUGGAAGAUGUGGGUCGAGGGUCAACAGAUCCUUUCAUGAUCUCAGACUACACACAUGGUGGAUGGUACACUGGCCCCACCUACAGGCCUCAAAACGUGCUCUUAACCAACUCUCUGGAGAUCAUUGAAAAAAUGUUGGGUCUCCCAGAGCGAGUGGCUCUGUACUUUGUCUCUGGUAUCUGUGCUGGUCUGGUUUUCCUGCUCUGCCUGUUUGGUCUCCGCUCCACAAUAGUGAGGGAUGUUAAAGGUCUGGUUUCUGACCUGAAUGAUGAGCUGAAAGCAUCUCGCAGACAGCGCAAGGAGCUCAUGGAGGACCUCUUUGACGAUGAGGUCUCAGACACGUCGUCCUUCUGUCGCCUCACACAAUCCUACCGCACAACAGACAUCUUAAGUCCCUCCACUCUGACAGUAGAGAUGGUCGAUCGCGAAGUGGAACAGACGAGGGAUCUGCCCAACGGAGACAUUUGGCCACAUCGAGACUCCAGCCCUUAUGCCAUUCAUAAGAUUAAAACCUACAACAACUGAGAGAAGUCACAUAUAUGAGUGAAACUACUAUUAAAGCAUCUUCUGCUAUGAAAUUUAAACUGUGGAAUGAAAUUACACAAAUUAAUUUACUUUUAAAGCAAUUUAACUACCUCUGUAUCCAUGUGUUGUCAUUCAUGGCAAAGUAACUCUAAACAAUAAGAAGUGAAAUACAUGAAAUCUUAAUGAACUAGGUUAGUUACAGUGAUUAAUAACAUCAGACGAUUUGUUAAAUGCAACAGUAUUUUAUAAAAUAACAGAGGAGCUAAUUUUCUGCCUACAUUUGUUUUGGUUAAAGGAUGCCAUGUAAAAAUUUUGAACCCGUAUAAUAAAAA